GGUUCUGCGCAUGCGCGAGCGGCAGCCGGGUCCCCGGGCUGGACAGCGGGCCGGGAGCGACGGCUCUGCGCAUGUGCGAGCGGCAGCCGGGUCCCGAGAGCCGCGAUCCGCUGCCGGCCCACCCGGUCCAAGCCCCGGCCAUCGGGACCGUCCCCCCGACCCCCGGCCCCCCAGACUCCCCACCUGCGGACCCCCGGCCUCUGGAGCAACCCCCGCCCCGAGCGCUGUCCCCGCGGCCGCCGACGAUGUGAGCGCCUGGCCGGGCGAUGGGCCCCUGCCCGCGGCGCCAUGGAGGGGCUGCUGUACAAGUGGACCAACUACCUGAGCGGUUGGCAGCCUCGCUGGUUCCUUCUGUGUGGGGGGGUGUUGUCCUACUACGACUCUCCUGAAGACGCCUGGAAGGGCUGCAGAGGGAGCAUCCAGAUGGCCGUCUGUGAGAUUCAAGUUCACUCUGUAGACAACACACGCAUGGACCUCAUCAUCCCUGGAGAGCAGUAUUUCUACUUGAAGGCCAGAAGCGUGGCUGAGAGACAGCGCUGGCUGGUGGCCCUGGGGUCAGCGAAGGCUUGUCUGACAGACAGCAGGACUCAGAAGGAAAAAGAGUUUGCUGAGAACACCGAAAACUUGAAAACCAAAAUGUCGGAACUGAGACUCUACUGUGACCUCCUUGUUCAGCAAGUAGAGAAGACAAAAGAAGUGACCACAAGUGGCGUCUCCAGGUCUGAGGAGGGGAUCGAUGUGGGGACUCUGCUGAGAUCCACCUGCAGCACUUUCCUGAGGACCCUGGAGGAAUGCAUGCAGAUGGCGAACACAGCCUUCAGCUCCGAGCUGCUCCGCGGCACGCCCCCGGGCUCCCCGCAGCUGGCAGUGCUCAAGUCCAGCAAGAUGAAACAUCCCAUUAUACCGAUUCACAAUGCAUUGGAAAGGCAGGUGGAGCUCAGUCACUGUGAAAAUGGCUCUCCCAGCCUGGAGAGGAAUGGUGCGGAGGAGCUCCUCGGGAAGAGCAGACGCCGCUUCUCCCUGAGGGCGGCCAAGGCGGACUGCGGCUCGGCGGGAGCAGGACGGGCGGCUGGCCAGGCUGCAGCCCAGCAGGAGAGGAGCCAAGCAGAUAGAGGGGAGAAGCCGGGGGACUGUGGCUGCGGCGUGGCUGGGCCAGAGACAGACACCGCGAAUCGUGCUCCAGGACCCCACUGCGAGGACGGCCAAGAAGGCAUCCCCACGUUUUUCAGUACCAUGAACACCAGCUUUAGUGACAUCGAGCUUCUGGAAGACAGCGGCAUCCCCACAGAAGCAUUCUUGGCCUCGUGCUACGCUGUGGUUCCAGUACUAGAUAAGCUGGGACCUACGGUGUUUGCUCCUGUUAAAAUGGAUCUUGUUGGGAAUAUUAAGAAAGUGAACCAGAAGUAUAUAACCAACAGAGACGAAUUCACCACGCUCCAGAAGAUCGUGCUACAUGAAGUGGGGGCAGACGUAGCUCGGGUGAGGAACUCGGCCACAGAGGCCCUCCUGUGGCUCAAGAGAGGCCUCAAGUUUUUGAAGGGGUUUUUGACAGAGGUGAAGAAUGGAGAAAAGGACAUCCAGACAGCACUCAACAAUGCGUACGGCAGAACAUUGCGGCAACACCACGGCUGGGUGGUUCGAGGAGUCUUUGCGUUAGCGCUGCGGGCAGCCCCGUCCUAUGAAGACUUUGUAGCUGCGCUGACCAUGAAGGAAGGCGACCACCGCAAGCCAGCGUUCAGUGCCGGGAUGCAGAGGGACCUCAGCCUGUACCUCCCCGCCAUGGACAGGCAGCUGGCGAUCCUGGACGCGCUGUACGAAGCCCACGGCCUGGAGUCUGACGAGGUGGUAUGACGUCUGCAGGAGAGCCACCUCCUGACUGCAGGGAAUAAAGUUUGCUUGAUUCCCAGCAUCAGCUUCAAGCCUCUGUAGCUCCUCAGCUGGGGGGAUGGAGAAGAGACGGCGAGGCCUAGUGCUUUGAUAUUUAAUCGUUUUAAAGCACAUGUGUUUUGUGUGUUUAAGAUCAAGGUGCUAAAUAUAUGUCAGCUGAGAGACCUUCGGGAACCC
This is a messenger RNA of Erinaceus europaeus (western European hedgehog), 2064 nucleotides long. RefSeq names its product pleckstrin homology domain containing A8 (gene PLEKHA8). Gene Ontology annotation, molecular function: ceramide 1-phosphate binding; ceramide 1-phosphate transfer activity. Gene Ontology annotation, cellular component: cytosol; recycling endosome; membrane. Bases 289 to 1851 code for a protein of 520 amino acids. The record is from RefSeq and is a predicted model, not a curated record. NCBI's taxonomy places the organism in Eukaryota, Metazoa, Chordata, Mammalia, Eulipotyphla, Erinaceidae. Gene Ontology annotation, biological process: endosome organization; ceramide transport; intermembrane lipid transfer. The transcript has 14 exons.